Molecule: messenger RNA, 3682 nt
Organism: Pseudopipra pipra
Lineage: Eukaryota; Metazoa; Chordata; Aves; Passeriformes; Pipridae
Gene: CEP43
Product: centrosomal protein 43
Exons: 13
Coding region: 202-1395 (397 amino acids)
Biological process (GO): microtubule anchoring
Cellular component (GO): centrosome
Molecular function (GO): protein binding
Source: RefSeq, a predicted model, not a curated record
GCUCUGCGGGCGGUGGAGGCGCUAGAUGGCUGCGGCCUCUCUGCGUCCCCUCUCGGGCUGGUGUUGAGGGGGGCCGCUGGCCCGGUCCGCCGCACUCCCUCGGGUCCGCUCUGGGCUAGUGCCGGCGGCGGCGGUGGAGGCGAAUCUGCCGAGCUCGUUCCGCCGCUAGCGCGGUUUGGGCGGUUGUCAGGGAGAAGCAAGAUGGCGGCCGCGGCGGCGGAGGAGGACACGGAGCUGCGGGACCUGCUGGUGCAGACGCUGGAGAGCAGCGGGGUGCUCAAUAAGAUUAAGGCAGAGUUACGAGCAGCUGUGUUUUUGGCAUUAGAAGAACAAGAGAAAGUAGAGAACAAAACACCUCUGGUAAAUGAAAGCUUGAAAACUUUUUUAGGUACAAAAGAUGGUCGCUUGGUAGCAGGUCUUGUUGCGGAAUUUCUGCGGUUUUUCAAUCUUGAUUUUACACUGGCUGUUUUUCAGCCUGAAUCAAGCACACUAAAUGGCCUUGAUGGUCGAGAAAACUUAGCUCGAGAUUUGGGAAUUACAGAAGCAGAAGGUACUGUGGGUGGUCCCCUGUUGUUGGAGGUUGUUAGGAAGUGUCAGCAGAAAAAGAUUUCAGGCAGUGGAGAAGUGGCUCCAGUUCUAAGUGAUAACCAGUGCCCCACAUCAAAAUCGUCUGAUGGAAGGUCAAGUACACGUUCUAUACCAAAUAAGGCUGCUGAAAACACUCAGAGUGAUACCAGUGUCUCAUCAGGGGAAGCAAGCAAAAGAAGCAUUCAUUUUCUGCCUAAUGAAGCAAAACUAGAUCCUCAACUAGAAAACAAAGACUUGAAUACCAAAGAAAAAAGUGAUGCAGUUGUGGAUGAAGAUGAUGAAGAAGGAGACUCUUUCUUUGAUGAUCCUAUACCCAAACCAGAAAGAACUUAUGGCUGGUCCCCUGAUAAAAAUAGUGAUGCUGAUGAAGGUGCAGGAGCUCUGUCUGUGGGAGAAGACAGGAGGAAGUCUUUGCAUGGGAAAACUGAAGCCAGUAAAGCAGGAGGUCUAGCAUCCCUUUCUGAUGCACCGCCUCUAAAAAGUGGGUUAAGCUCCCUGACUGGUGCACCUUUGAUAAAGGAGUCUGAUAAUUUGAAUAAAAACUCUGUUUUGAAAGACCUGCGGUUGGUGAAUGCAAAAUUGGGAUCACUAGAAUUAGGAAACGGAGAUGAUGAUGAAUAUGCUGAUGACUUCAACAGUACUAGUCACCGCUCAGAAAAAAGUGAUAUCAGUAUCGGAGAAGAAAUAGAUGAAAUUUCUGUGGGAACAGAAGAGUCAAAUGCCAGUGAUAAACUCGAAAGCAUCACACAAGACCUUACCAUUUCUCAGUUAAGUGACGUUGCAGAUUAUCUGGAAGACGUGGCAUAGAAUUGGACAACAAAAAAUCUUUCAUUGUGCUGGACUAGAAGACUGCUGUGGACUGUUAAUUUCAGACAAUCACUUUUUGCUGGAAUGUCCACUCCCUACUCUUGUGCCUUGUGUUUCAAAAGACUGUAGGUGGAGAAGGCAUUUAAAUAUUCUUUACAAGAACUAAAUGAAAUAAUGUGUUCCCAUUUGAGUCUGAUAUCAGAAUUACUUUCUUCAUUUGGUUCAGCCAAACCUUUUACAGCAGGAGGUGGAUUUUCCAAGCCGAAUGUCCAUUGCUGGCAGUGGGCAUAAUAAAAACCAGUUGAUAGGAGAACAUCAAGAAAGAGGCAUGUGGCUUUAUAGUGAACUUGCACUGUUAUUUUAACAGUCCGUUUUUGGUUUUGUUUUGUUUUUUUUUUAAAGAUAACCAAAGCAAGAACCUUCAAAGGUACUGGUUCAACUUACACAUCUUUUAACACAAUUUUAUCAAGUCAGCAUGUAGUACAUAUUUAUGGUAACUCUAGCCACAAUACCUAAUUACUCCGGACUUACUUGAAACUGCUCUUUUACAGACUCUUCUGAAAGUUGGACUUUAACUUUUGUAAAGGCAUAUCAAAUUGAGAGUAUCUAAACUCUUAAAUCUAAAUUUAGCCAUAUUUAGGAGCUAAAUUUAGCACUAGACUUAACUCAGAAUAUUCUUGUUUAAAUGUUUGUCAGACCAUUGAUGUAAAGAUCUAAGCUGUUUUUAUGUAUGAUAAUUUCAUCAAUGUUAUCUGUUGUUAAAUCACGAAAAGUAAUUUUAUUCACAAAUCAUUAACUAAAUCUUAUUGGGUUUUCUUAAGUUUUUAAUGGGUUUUCUUAAGUUUUUAACAGUGUGGUAAUGCUUUGUGGAGCUUUUAUUAUUGAGGGCUCUUCACGUUCUGUAAGCUUACUUUCAUUCUUGAAAAUCCUUGUUAAGUAAAAAUGAGCGCCAAAAAGUGAAAUCACUUAACCCUCUGUUUUUCGGAUUCUGCUGUACAGAAUUAAAUGCAAAUAUUUAAAAAUACCAUACCGAAAACGUUACAGACACUAAGUUCUAGCUAAGAGCAAAUUCUUGUAUUUUCACGAUACUCUUGCAAAACAGGGUCAGUAAUGGAAACGUUGACAGUUCUUUAACAAUACUGUACAUGGCGCUGCUAUAAUAUAUAGGUCAUGGACAUUUGUAAUACUGAAACAAGACUUCAAAAUGUGCACUUUCUGAACAUUGUGAACACAUUUGGAAACUAGACAUGUAAGUGAAUAUAAAUAAUUUAAUUUUAACUUUUUUUCCUUUUUUUAGACUUUGUAAUUUUUUUUUCAGGAACACUGUUGGCCUGUCAUCAGUGAUCACCACAGUGGAAGUAGCAUGCUAAACUAAAGCCAUUGGUUAAGCAUAGAAAGCUGCUACUAUAACUGGAAGCUGACUUAAAUCUUUUUUUGCACUGGGCCAGCAGGCCUGGAGCAGUGCUGGGAACUUAGGCUUGUACAUUACAUAAAUGAUUUGAGAGGAGAGAAAAAGUGUGCCUUUUAUUUAUGUGCACCCCAAAAUAGCCAGCAAAAAAGCAUCAGAAUAUUUGGUCAUGCUGUUAACUUUUAACUUUGUGCCAUAUUGUAGCAGCUGAACACAGGAGAAUUUUUUUCACCAACAAAGUCCAUGUGCCAUAGACUUCAAAUAGCAACAAUGUUAUAUGAUACAACCUGUGUAAAAAAUUCCUUUAUGGAUAGGGGAACCUGUGCCUCAAGAUACUAUAUAUGAAAAGUUUGGGUUGGUAUUUUUUCUUUACUUUUUCCUUUCUUUUUUUCCUGUUUUUUUUUUCUUUCUUUUUUUUAAGAGCAACAGCAUAUCUGAAGGAAAUAAAAUUCCACAUGAACACCUGGGAACAAUUGUUUUCUGGCAUUCAUUUUUAAAGUGUGUGGAAUAAAGCAGAGGCAGUGUUGUUUGUUUUUUUUAAGUGUCUUAGAAAACACGAUGUUCCAUUACCUGUUAGCUGUAAGAUAUGUGGCAAUUUAUCAUACCAAAAGAAACAAAAAGUUUAUUAAAUUAUUUCUAAUUACAUUUGAAGAUGUGGCCUUUUCAAAAACUAAUUACAUAUUUUAAGUGUUAACAUGACUUUUGUUAGCAGAGGAGCGUGUUCUCUUACGUUGGGAGUUAAUGGCAAGCCUUGCACUUUGGCUCUAAUUAAAGGAAAUACCAAAAAGUGGUAAGUCUCCAUGCUGUUCCUCCUGUGAGCUUUUAUUGAAUUGUGUAUAAUAAUUCAAAUUGUAAAAUAAAGCUAUUAUGCUGGCUAAA